Messenger RNA from Penicillium brevicompactum, 2889 nucleotides. RefSeq names its product 2-oxoglutarate dehydrogenase family protein. The coding region runs from base 1 to 2889 and encodes 962 amino acids. The record is from RefSeq and is a predicted model, not a curated record. Gene Ontology annotation, molecular function: thiamine pyrophosphate binding; oxoglutarate dehydrogenase (succinyl-transferring) activity. The transcript is spliced from 2 exons. Gene Ontology annotation, cellular component: mitochondrion; oxoglutarate dehydrogenase complex. NCBI's taxonomy places the organism in Eukaryota, Fungi, Ascomycota, Eurotiomycetes, Eurotiales, Aspergillaceae. Gene Ontology annotation, biological process: tricarboxylic acid cycle.
AUGUACGCCAGUUGGCAGAAAGAUCCAUGCUUAGUCGAUGCAUCUUGGAAAAUGUAUUUUGAGGCUAUAGAAAACGGCAAGACACCACCUGCACAUCUAUUCCAGCCAUCAGAAGCCUCGCUCGUGCUGUCACCUAACUUCUCCCCCUUACUCCCAGGCUUGACCAAACCCCAAUCCACGAGAAUUCCGUCAUCAAACGAUGAUCAGGCGAAGGUAGAACGCCUAGUUCGAGCAUAUCGGGAUCAUGGCCACAAAGCAGCAAAAUCAAAUCCCUUGGAAACUUCGAAUACAAGGCAAUCGCCAUCCGAGCUCGAGCUGGCAUUCAACGGCUUGACGGAGGCAGAUUUGGAUCGAUCAUUUGGGUUGGGAUCUGAAGUACUGCCCGAGUUUCAGUUCUCUGUCGGGAAGCAGGCCACACUUCGUGAAAUCCUUGAGAUCUGCAGAGACACAUACUGUGGCUCAAUUGGCGCCGAAUACUCGCACCUUGCUACACCUGAAGAGCGCGAUUGGAUUCGUGCGAGGAUCGAGACUCCCAUUCCCUACAAAUUCUCAGUGGAGGAGAAGAAGACCAUUCUUGAUCGAUUAAUAUGGUCCACCAAUUUCGAAAAGUUCCUCGCUACCAAGUUUCCGAAUGCCAAAAGAUUCGGACUUGAAGGUGUCGAAAGCCAACUUCCAGCGGUGAAAGCAGUCAUUGACACAAGUGCGGAGCAUGGCGUGCACAACAUCAUAUUCCCAUGCUGCCACCGUGGAAAAUUAAACAUGCUCAGCAAUGUGACGCGAAAGCCGAAUGAGCUGAUUUUCAACGAGUUCCUGGGCGAAAUGAAAUCCCGUCCUGACAUUCCGGGAGACGUCAAGUAUCACCUCGGGAUGAAUCACGACCGCAAAACUCCUUCCGGAAAGACCGUCAAUAUCUCGAUUCUACCAAACCCAUCUCACUUGGAAGCACAGAAUCCCGUUGCUCAAGGUAUGGCCCGAGCUGUCCAGCAGCAGAAUGGAGGAGACAAAAAAUCAACUAUGGUGUUCAACAGCCAUACCGACGCCUCGUUUUCAGGACAGGGUGUGAUCUAUGAAACUCUAGGACUGUCCGGUCUGGAAUCAUAUGAGACUGGAGGAACUGUCCAUUUGAUUGUCAACAAUCAAGUUGGAUUUACUACCGAUCCAAAGUCUUCCCGGACAUCGUCUAAUGUAUCCGAUAUCGCGAAGAGCAUCGAUGCUCCCAUCUUCCAUGUCAACGCUGAUGAUGUUGAAGCGGUGGUCUUUGCAUCGCAAUUAGCAGCGAGUUAUCGAGCAAUGUUUGCAAAGGAUGUUUGGAUCGAUCUGAUCUGCUAUCGGAAGAACGGACACAAUGAGAUGGAUCAACCAUCCUUUACCCAGCCAUUGAUGUAUGAGGAGAUUGCCAAAAAGACACCGCAUUUGAAGCUCUAUAUUGAAAAGCUGCUACAAGAGGGAGUAGUAACUCGCAAGGAAGUCUCGCAGAUGGAAUGUGCGGUUUGGAAUAAACUGAGCGAAAGCCUCGACAACAGAAAGAGCAUGCAACCUAUCGAUCGCGAAUUUCUCACUGAGCAGUGGAAAAGUCUCAAAAUGCCGGAUGAAGUUUCCCGAGAGACUUAUCCCGAGCAACCGACAUCGAUCACCCAGGACGUCGUCGACACCGUCGCCACCAAAAUGGGUGUUCCUGAGAAGCCUUUCAGUGUACACAAGAGUCUGAACAGAAUCCUCCAAAAAAGACAAGAAAGUUUCAGCGACGAGCAAGGUAUGGACUGGGCGACAGCAGAAGCCCUGGCAAUGGGGAGUCUCUGUCUAGAAGGACACCAUGUACGGGUUUCAGGCCAGGAUGUUGAGCGAGGCACGUUCUCCCAGCGCCAUGCCGUGCUUCAUGACCAAAACGACGCCUCAAAGCUUGUCCCUCUUGACUUACUCAGUCCAGAUCAAGCUCGAUUCACGAUUGGAAACUCUUCUUUGAGUGAAUUCGGAGUUAUGGGUUUCGAUUAUGGAUAUUCUUGCAUGCAUCCUAACGCCUUGGUGAUGUGGGAAGCCCAAUUCGGAGACUUCGCAAACAACGCUCAGUGUAUCAUUGAUUUGUUUAUUUCAUCUGGCGAAGACAAAUGGCUACUGCGAUCUGGGCUUGUUCUGUCCCUUCCCCAUGGAUUUGAUGGCCAAGGGUCCGAGCAUUCAUCUGCUCGCAUGGAAAGAUUUUUGCAAUUGUGCAACGAAGAUGCUCGCUAUUAUCCAUCGCCAGAAAAGUUGGAGAGACAGCACCAGGAUGCCAAUAUUCAAGUUGUUUGCAUGACAUCGCCCGCGAACUUGUUCCACGUGUUGAGACGACAGCUUCACCGCGAGUUCAGGAAACCAUUGAUAAUUUUCUUUUCGAAAUCUCUCCUGCGUAACCCAAUGGUCAAGUCGAAGGUCACGGACUGUAUGGGAGACUCAAGAUUCCAGCCUGUGAUCCCUGAUCCAAGCCACGGAGUCUCUAUCGCCGAGCCAUCUGGGAUCAAACGGGUGAUCUACUGUACAGGGCAAGUCUACAUGGCUCUGGCGAAUUACCGUGAAGCCCACAACAUAACCGACACGGCCAUUACUCGCAUCGAGCAGCUCCAUCCCUUCCCUUGGCAGCAGGUGAAAGAGAACCUUAGCCAGUAUCCAGGAGCCUCCGACAUUGUUUGGUGCCAAGAAGAGUCUCUGAACGAUGGACCAUGGGCGUUUGCGCGGACCCGAUUAGAAACUAUUUUCGAUACAACGGAUCAACACAAAGGGCGACGGGUGCGGUUUGCCGGACGACAAGUGACGUCAAGUGUUGCUACCGGCUUUGUGAAGGAGCAUCAUGCCCAAGAGCGUGCUCUAUUGAAAGAUGCAUUUGGUGGUGAUGACGACCGGGCAAUUUCUGUCUAA